Messenger RNA from Arachis stenosperma, 7246 nucleotides. RefSeq names its product pentatricopeptide repeat-containing protein At5g57250, mitochondrial-like. Lineage: Eukaryota; Viridiplantae; Streptophyta; Magnoliopsida; Fabales; Fabaceae. The record is from RefSeq and is a predicted model, not a curated record. The transcript has 6 exons. The coding region runs from base 2598 to 5831 and encodes 1077 amino acids. Gene Ontology annotation, molecular function: protein binding.
CCAACACCCCCUCCUUCGUGAAUCAGUGAAUGUCACUCAGCAUCAGAAGCAAACAAAGCCUUAGCUUCUUCAAAAAUCAAAACCCAAACCAAAUCCCUAGCUCCUUCAACGGUUCCGGCGCCGCCGGCCGUGGUUGUCGACGCCUCCGCGGCCUCCUCCUUCCCCCUGUUCAAACCCAGACCCUCUCUUGUAGCUUGGCACAUCGUCCAUGCUGCGGUGGCUUCUCUGUUUGAGGCUUCGAGCUCCUCGCCGUUGUGUCGCCGUCGUCUCGCUGUUGUCUCUUCGUCGUCCUGCUCGCCGUCGAAGUUUUUUCGGUUGAAUCACAGUUGGACCGGUUAGACCAGUAAACCAGUGACUAGAGCGGUUCGAUGACCGGUCCCGGUUUUCAGAACCUUGCUGAAAACGCAUUUGCCCUUCUCCACUUCUCCCCAAAACAAAAAGAAAGCUGAAGCCUAAGGGUGAGAAACCCUAGCUUCUCCACCACCGCCGCAAGGGCUGCCGCUGUCCAUCGUGCCCAGGCACCACCGUCGCAUGGACUGCUGCAAGGAUUGCCACCGCUCGUCCGUCGCAGCUUCUUCCUUGAGCUCGGUGUCAGUCCCUGGUGUUCAUCUGCUCCGGCGCACUCCUGCCGUCGUCCGGCGCACUCCUGCCGCCGUCUGCCGCGCUCAGGCAUCGUCUUCGUCUGGUCGUGGUGCUCGAAGUCCCCACCCACCAAUCGCAGCUUCUUCAUCGAGCUCGGCGUCUUCGAGUGUGCUCUUCGUUUGCUCAACUGCAGGACUGCUGCCGUCCGUCGUUGUUCUCGUCGUCUGGGCUCCGUCUCCGUCGCACUUCUGCCUCUCUGCUCAGACUGCUUAGAAGUCAGAACGAAGGUUUAGGUUUCUGCUACUCAUAUUGGUUUCUUCGUUUUUGUUUUUUUUAAUUUUUCAUUCUUUGUUCUUCGGUUUAGGAUUCUGCUACUCAGAUUGGUUUCUUCGGUUUAUUUUUUAUUUUUCGUUCUUCAUUCUUUGUUUUUCGGUUUAGGAUUUUGCUAGUGCUACUCAGAUUUAAUUGUUAAAUGAUUAGCUCUGCUCAGCAGCAGUGUACUCUGUUUUUUUUAUUUUAUUUUAUUUGUUCUGCGCUGAAAAAAUUGUGCUGAAAUUUUGAUAAUCCUUGUUAAUUCUUAGAAAAGUUUGUUAAUCUUUGUUAAAAUUGUGCUGAAACCUUAUUAACAUUGUGAUCUGCCUGCUGUAUGCUGAAAAUCUUGUUAAUAUUUGUUCAAAUUGUGCUGAGAACUUUGCUAAAACUUAAAAAUUUGGCACGUUACUACUGUCUGCUGAAUUGGUCAAGUUUGUUCAAACUUAAAACUUUGUUCAUUAUGAUUAACUCUUCGUUAGGGAAGGAAUAAAUUGGUCAGCUUUGUUUUUAAUUCAGUGAAGAAAUAGAUGAAUUGAAUUAAGUCAAUUAACCAAAUGAGUGUGAGUAGAUGCCUGAAUGAAUUUUCUUGUUUCUUUAGACUAUUUUGAUAAGUUCAAUAGUGAUACAAAGACUAACGAGUGUGAAAUUGUUAAUAAUUGAGUAAAUGACUGAAUAAAUUUUGUUUCUUUUGUUAUUUGACUUUUGAGUUUGUUGAUGGUAUGGAGUUUUGAGCUGUAUGUUAGAUAUAAGUUUAGAUUGUGUUAAAUUUUGAUAAUUGUUAUGUUUUGAGAAGGUUUGGUUCAGUGAUUAGGUUGAGCUUAAUUGUUGAAGAGGUCUUGCUACUCAGUACAGUAUUAACUUAUUAAAUUAUUAGAAUUGCAUUUUGUUUGAACAGUGUUGACUUAUUGAAUAGUAUUUCGUGUUUGGAAUUGCAUUUUGCUUUAGAUGGUGAUGAUUUUCUUAUGGAAUGACCAAGUUUGUAUUAGACUACAAGUAUGUAUUUGGGCGUUUAUUUAUAAUUUAUUUAUUAUUUUAUUAUAAAACGGUUUUUCUGGUUAGGCCACGGUUGAACCGCUUGAACCAAUAAACUAAUGAACUAGUGACCAGAGUGGUUCGAUGAUCGGUCCGGUUUUUAGAACCUUCGUUUUAACACAUGAUUUUAAUUUAAUUUUAUUUAUAUAAUUUUAUAUUUUUUUAAAUUAUGACCGGGUUAACCAGGUAAAUCAGUGACCUACCGGUUGAACCAGUAACCUGACCUGGUCAUAUGAUCGAAUUGAUUACCGGUUUGGUUCUGAUAACCAUGGGUGCAGUUAACUUCAUGUGAAAUUGAUAGCUGAGAGCCGUUAGAUGACAAUUUAGUCAAACCUGUCAAAUCAUUUAACGACUUUCAGCUAUAUUAACUUCACAUGAAAUUAACUGCGCCUGAGUUUCUACCCUAAAUACUCUCUACCAAAGAAUUUAUGUGUUUUUUUUGUUUGUUUGUCAAAGUUACACCCUCAACAUGACACAUAACAAUUCAAGUAACUAUCAUUUAUUUUUUUUCUUUUUUGGUCAGGAAACAACUAUCAUUUGUGUCCAACUAUGGCAUUGCCUAUUUGGAGCGUCCGACCAAAACUGGCUAGGCUGAGAGAGUUUCAUGUUGAGUUCAGUUGCCACUUCACGAUCUUCGAUUCUGACUGAACACUGUUAUUCCCUCCCAUGAAAUGUUCUACACAAGAAGACCAUUCUCCUCCUCUUCUUCUUCUUGCUCCUCAAAGAACCAUUCACUCCAAACGUUACUGAAGCGUGGAUUCACACCAACCCUGAAAUCCAUCAACAUAUUCCUCCUCUCCCUCCUCCGCCACCGCAAGUUCAACCUCAUCAUCCACCUCUUCACCUCUGCCACACUCAUCCCCACUAACCCUACCACCCACUCCAUCCUCACAUGGGCACUCCUCCAUUCUAGAAGCUUCCAAGAUGCCGAGAAUCUCAUCUUAACUCACUUCACCCAUUCCCAUCCUCGCAUCUGGGACACACUCAUCCGUACCCACCAUGACCCUCAAAGGGCACUCUUUCUUCUACGCUAUUGCCUCCAAAACGGUGCUGUUUUGCCCUCUCCUCUCACUUUCUCUUCUCUUAUUCACAGGCUCUCUUCUCAGGGGGACCUAGGCAUGGCAAUGGAGGCGCUGGAGAUCAUGACAGAUCAUAGGGUAAGGUACCCUUUUGAUGAUUUUGUUUGUAGCUCCGUGAUUUCUGGGUUUUGUAGGAUUGGGAAGCCUGAACUUGCGUUAGGGUUUUAUGACAAUGCUGUGGGUUCUGGGGCACUGUUGAGGCCCGGCUUGGUUACUUUAACUGCAAUUGUUGGUGCACUUGUUAGGUUGGGGAGGCUUGAUGAGGUUUGUGGUUUGGUUAGGAGGAUGGAGGAGGAUGGGAUUGGUUUGGAUGUUGUUUUGUAUAGUGUUUGGGUUUGUGGGUAUGUUAAAGGGAAUGACUUGGUGGAGGUUUUUCGAAAGAUGAGGGAAAUGGUGGUGGUGAAGGGUAUCGAUCAUGAUCAUGUGAGUUAUACUAUACUCAUUGAUGGGUUUUCUAAGUUAGGCGAUGUGGAGAAGUCAUUUGGGAUCUUGGCUAAGAUGAUAAAGGAAGGGAAGAGACCCAAUAAGGUCACUUACACUGCAAUAAUAUCUGCUUAUUGUAAGAAGGGUAAAGUUGAGGAAGCACGUGGUGUUUUUGACAGGAUAGGUGAGUUGGGAAUUGAGUUGGAUGAGUUUGUGUAUGCAGUUUUGAUUGAUGGAUAUUGUCGGAUUGGAGAUUUUGGUAGUGUCUUUAAGCUAUUUGUUGAAAUGGAGAAAAGAGGGGUUAGUCCUAGUGUUGUUACGUAUAAUACCAUAAUAAAUGGUUUGUGCAAGUUCGGGAGGACGUCUGAGGCGGAUGAGUUAUCGAAAGAUGUGGCUGCAGAUGUGAUUACGUACAGCACGUUGUUGCACGGUUAUACCGAAGAAGAGAACACUCCGGGGAUUUUGCAGACAAAGAGGCGACUAGAAGAAGCUGGAAUCGCCAUGGAUAUCAUAAUGUGCAAUGUGCUGAUCAAAGCAUUGUUUAUGAUGGGGGCUUUUGAAGAUGUUUAUGCUCUUUACAAAGGAAUGCCGGAAAUGGGCCUGGUUCCGAAUUCUGUUACUUAUUGCACAAUGAUUGAUCAGUAUUGCAAGGUAGGUAGAAUUGACGAGGCACUUGUGGUAUUUGACGACUUCAGAAAAACAUCAUUCUCUUCACCUGUAUGCUACACUAGUAUUAUUCAUGGCCUCUGCAAGAAGGGUAUGGUAGAAAUGGCCAUUGAGGCAUUAGUCGAACUCAAUGAUAAAGGACUGGAGUUAAGUAGAUAUACAUUUAGGAUGUUAAUGAGGACAAUUCUCACUGAAAAGGGAGCAAAAGAGGUUUUAGAUUUAGUUUACACAAUGGAAGGAUUGGGCCAAGACUUAUAUGAGUCAGUAUGUAAUGAUGCGAUCUUUUUAUUAUGCAGAAGAGGAUUUCUUGAGGAUGCAUAUCGCUUGUGCUUGAUGAUGAGAAAGACAGGUUUAUACGUUACAAGAAAUUCUUAUUAUUCUGUUUUGAGAAGCUAUCUUAGUAACAGGAAUAGGGAGCACAUGCUGCCCCUAUUGAAUAUCUUUCUAAAAGAAUAUGGCCUAGUUGAUCCAAUGAUGCGAAGGAUACUAGCAUGCUUCCUAUGUUUAAAAGAUAUCCAUAGUCCCCUUCAAUUUAUGGGAAAAACAAUCUCUCUUCCUGUCUCCAUCCUCAGGAUUCUGAUAAAGGAAGGUAGAGCUUUAGAUGCAUAUAAGCUUGUGGUAAAGACUCAAGAUAGUUUACAAGUCAUGUAUGCUGAUUAUGCCAUUCUGAUUGAUGCCUUAUGCAAGGGAGGAUAUCUCAAUAAAGCAUUGGAUCUUUGUGCCUUCGUUGAAAAGAAAGGGAUCACUUUGGACAUAGUUGUAUAUAAUUCUAUAAUAAAUGGAUUGUGCCAUGAGGGACGUCUUAUUGAAGCAUUUCGGCUAUUUGAUUCAUUGGAGAAACUUAAUUUGAUACCAUCUGAAAUAACUUAUGCCACAUUAAUUUAUGCACUAAGUAGGGAGGGAUAUCUGGUAGAUGCCGAGCAUGUUUUCAGUAAAAUGGUCCUGAAGGGCUUUCAACCAAAAACACAAGUUUAUAAUUCACUACUUGAGGGUAUUUCAAAGUUUGGUCAAUUAGAGAAUGCGCUCGAGCUUCUAAACGAUAUGGAGACAAAAUAUAUUGAGCCUGACAGCUUGACGGUUAGUGCUGUCAUAAAUUGCCAUUGCCAAAAGGGCAACAUGGAAGGAGCACUUCAAUUCUAUUAUAAGUUCAAGAGGAAGGAUGUAUCACCUGAUUUUUUUGGGUUCUUGUACUUGAUAAGAGGAUUAUGUUCAAAGGGACGGAUGGAAGAAGCUAGGAGUGUCUUGAGAGAAAUGCUCAAAUCGAAGAAUAUUGAAGAGAUAAUUAACAUAGUUAACAAUGAGGUUUAUAAUGAGUCAAUAGGUGGCUUUCUUGCCAUUUUGUGUGAGCAAGGAAGUAUUCAAGAAGCCCUUGCAGUUCUCAAUGAAAUUGCAAGCACGCUUUAUCCUGUUCUAAGGUUUUCUACAUAUAAUCAAGGAGCUCAUGCACAGAGGAACAUUUCUGAGCUGAACGCUGGUUUACAAUCUUCAAGGCGUCUAUCCUCCUCUUGUAGAACUGGUUUGGAUUUUGGAUCUUGUGAUGCUAGCGAUGAAAGUGAUCUUACAAUAAAUAAUGAUAGUCAUGUGACAAGGUCCCGGCCACUCAAUUUCGACUUCUAUUAUUCCGUGAUUGCCACACAUUGUGCCAAAGGGGAGCUACAGAAAGCUAAUCAAGUAGCUAAGGGAAUGCUUUCCCACCUAAGUCGAGGAGCUGAACAUAAAAAAGAAGAGAGAAAAUGAAUUCUUUCAAUGUGGCAAAUUCUCUAUUUUUAAUGACAGGUGAGAUCACACAGUUGACAUUUGCAGCAUCAACCAGAUAAACAAGAAAAUGAUGUCCUAGACCUCUUGUCAUUCCAGUUUCUUUGACCGCAAAACCAGUCUGAAAAGGACAACAAGGUGCCAAUUGGAGUGCAAGGGAUCCGUAUCUGACCUGUAAGAUAUAUAAAUGAUAAUGGGAGCAGGCACUUGAUUACAUGCUGAUUGCUGCUUUAAGCUUGAAAUUAAAAAAGUAAUGCUCUGCAUUUGUGGAGAUCAAAUAGAAUGGUUGACUUCAAACAAAUGAAAUCUACCUUAAUCCUAAUGCCUUUUGCCCUUCAUGGAGGAGUUUUGAAUGACAAAGAACCAGAAAUGAUUUCAUUCUUAAAUCAGAUCUCUUUUUCUUUUUUGGGUAUUUAGAGAAAAGAAUGAAGUGAUUUCAUUUAUAGAUCAGAUCAAAUUGGGUAUACCUUAUUUUUUUCCCCCAGAUCUUAUCAUUUUCCUAUGUAUUUGAUUGGAAAUCAUUUGGUAUCUAAAUGUUUGAAAAGACUUUUAUACCCUUCUUAAUUUUGGUUCCAUUUUUAGCCCAUUCUUUGAUUGGAGGGAAUUCCCCUUGUUCCGAAGCUGAAACCCUCUAUUUUAUAUGCAAGAUUUAGCUUCCGAUUGGGUCAGUGUGAAGCAUUGGCUUUCAGCCUUAAGCUCGUGAGGCCAUAGAGAAUUUCUUUUAUUACUUUGUCAAACAGUUAAUUUUACGAUGCAUUUUUGAGAAAUAGCAUGGCCUUGCUCAGUUGCUGUUGACAUCAGUGUAGAAGUAUUUGGUUCUGAGCCUGCUCUCAUUCAAUGCUUAACAGGAAAUUUGGUCGCUUCGUUUUGGAAUGCAUAGACUUCCAUCAGCCACUAAGCAGUUGACAAUCAAUUCUUUGAAAGUAAACAAUCUGGUUAACAAGGUCAUAUCCGACAUUGUAACUCUGCUGAGCCAAUAAGCCGAUAACAGAAGAUCGGUUGUCGAGGCCAGUGGCACUGACUGGACCUAUAGCCAUGCAAAAUACGCUGUCUGUGAGCUGUUCAAAGAAGCUUCCUGUGUCCAAAGCCAAGUCUGCACCUUGAGCAAAAUGGAAUGUAACCACUGGAAAUCCAACUAAAUCUCUACUCACAACCCCCAAAUAGCAAUAUAGCCAGGGAUAAGUUUCGAUUAUAACUUUCCUAAAGGACCCGCCGAGGAUAUUCCUAACUUCCUUGUAUAGUAAAUUUUGCACAUCAUCAGGUAGGUAGGUGAGCGUAGAUCCUGUGUCAAUGAUGACACCACCCGCACCAUUCUCUUUUAUCUCAAAAGUUGCAGGAGCAAUGUCAAGCCUCUUUUCUCCUAUACUUAUGCCUUCCAUGGUGAUAUAAUACAUGCC